This is a messenger RNA of Camellia sinensis, 585 nucleotides long. NCBI's taxonomy places the organism in Eukaryota, Viridiplantae, Streptophyta, Magnoliopsida, Ericales, Theaceae. The record is from RefSeq and is a predicted model, not a curated record.
AUGUUCAACGAGAUACUAACUAAUGACAAUGUCCCAUUCCCACAUCCUGACGAAGGCAAAUAUUAUCUUGUUGAUUCUGGUUAUCCAAACCGGACUGGGUACUUAGCACCAUUCAAAGGCCACCGUUACCACCAACAAGAAUUUCGACGUAUUGCACGGAACAGGACGGCAAACACGCCAAGGGAAUUAUUUAACAAAGUGCACUCGUCCUUACGCAGUGUGGUGGAACGCACCUUCGGUGCCUGGAAAAAUCGAUGGGGGUUUAUUCGAGACAUGCCUCGGUAUGACUUUGCAAAUGUGCAAGUCCAGUUAGUAGGUGCGCCAAUGGCAUUACAUAAUUAUAUACGGCGCAACACAGGUAACCCAACAACUGUUCACCCAAUCUGUGACGAGGAAGAGGCUAUGACAAUAGUAAAUGCCAUAUCAGAAGUUGAACAUAACGAGGAUGGUUUAAUGGUUGGGGAUAAGGACCCACAUAUGGCAUUGAUGGAGAGUGUUGAAGGAAAUGGUGCUGUUGCCGAGUCUGGUUCUCACUCGGUGGGCGAAGAAGGGAAAGAAUUGAACAACUGUGAAGCGGGUUUCUGA